Molecule: messenger RNA, 2667 nt
Organism: Theobroma cacao (cacao)
Lineage: Eukaryota; Viridiplantae; Streptophyta; Magnoliopsida; Malvales; Malvaceae
Source: RefSeq, a predicted model, not a curated record
AGCAUCUCCCAUGCGAAGGGUUCAAAUAGGGACGAGCGGCUCUUGUAGAGCCCCUGCUCUGACCAUUAAGAGCCUUAGUUACUUUCCUACCAAAGAAAAGAUUUUUUCUCACAGAGAUGUAGCUUCAGAUGAUAGUGAAGGCGAAGGAUCUGGGCAGAGUAAGAAGCCUGAGGGUAAUGUUCGGCGUAUGAGUGUUCAAGAUGCAAUAAAUCUUUCUGAAAGUAAACAAAGGGAUCAGGUUUCUGAUAUGCCACAAAAGAACUCAUUAACAAACGUCUCUCUUGGUGCUAGUAAGUCUGUAUUGAAAAGAUGGAGUGCAGGUGUGGGUGAAUCAUCCUCCCAAUGCCAAUUGCAGAAUGCUUCUGAAGAUCCUGUUCCAGAGCCUCCUGAUAAUGUCAUUGAUAAUGAUACCAUGGGGAGGUCAGCAGGAGUUGAUUUGGAAUCUGAUUCUAGAAGUGGAGGUCAGAUCAUCAAUGAGACUGUUGAUGUGAACUUAGAAAGGCUGGAAGAGAGCUCAUGUAGUCCAAUAGAUGUUCAAGAGGUCACAGAUAAAAUCCAAGAAGAUGAAGCUAAUGAAAGGUCAGAAAGCUCAGCUGAAUGGAGUAGACAGAAGGAAGUGGAGUUAAACCAAACGUUCAAAAAAAUGAUGGAAAAUCAGCCUGUUAGCUGUGGGAAGCCUCAAACUAAUGUCAGACAAAAUCUGCCUCCGGAGCAGAGAGGUGGAUUUUAUGACCAUUACAAGGUGAAGAGGGAUUGCAAACUGAGAGGUGAAAAUGCUGGAAAGCAUGCUGAAAAAGAAGAAAAAUUUAGAGCAAUGCAGAAGGUUCUUGAUGAGAGGAAAGCUGAAAUGGCUUCCAAAAAUGUGAAUAAUUUUUCUAAAAAGGAUCCUCCAACAAAGUCCCAAAAAUCUGUUAAGAAUCCACCAAAAGUACUUAAGAGUCCUUAUCAGCCUGCUAAUGCAAGGAAAGAAGCCACAAAACCUUCAACUGUGAAGAAGGUUUCAUCAAGAACAUCCCCCUUGCCCACUACUCGUAAGUCAUGGCCUUCAACACCCUUACCAAGAACAACAGGGAUAUCAUCUGCUAAAACUUCUGGUGGAAUCUCUUCUGCUGGCACUACACCAACACAUCGGAAACCUCAGUCAGCACAAUCAGUACCUCGACCAAGUUCUAAAGUGGAAAGUGCCCAGCCAGAAAGAAAAAAUAUAAAGGCAACCCAGACUGAUAAACGAGGUUUAAAGAGUGUGAAUGAGAAGCAGCAACAAAGAUUGAUGAAAGGCAGCAAAACAAUAAAGACAAAAGUUGCCGCAGCACCUGGAGACUCUUCCAGUUCGGUUCCAGCAAAGCCUAGUUUGUAUAACAAGAUGACCAAGAAAAGUAGUGUAGUUCCACUGGAAGCAAAGCCAUUUCUCCGUAAAGGUUCAGGAUUUACCUCUAGUGUUAGUCUCGUUAAGAAGAUAAAAAAUCCCUCUCCGUUGGAGGACUCUCUGAAAACCACUGAAGAUUCAAUUGAUACUCAAGAGAGUGAUGUGAUUGUUAAUGCUUCUGUCCUGGUGAAUGAGCAUCAGGAUCAGGAUAUUUCAUCACUGGAUCAUUGUGAUGAUGAUAUUCAGUCAGAAACACAAGUAAAUGGCCAUCAGAAAUCUAAUGUGAUUGAGAGCAUUGGUGAACCUGCUUCUGAUGUUGAUGAUGACUUAAAAAAUAUUGCUGAGUCUUCAAAAUGUGAGGAAGAAUUAACCAUCUCCCCAGCUGCUUGGGUGAAAAUAGAAGAGCAUCAGGACCUGCCUAACCAAUGUGAUGACAACACAGGUGAAAAUACAUCUUCAGCAAGCAUUGCUGCUGUUGGAUCAGCAAGUCCACGGGUCCGUCACUCUCUGUCACAGAUGCUGCAAGAAGAAAGUAGCGAAGCUGAUACCACUGAAUGGGGAAAUGCUGAAAAUCCACCUGCAAUGGUCUAUCAAAAAGAUGCACCCAAGGGACUGAAGAGGCUGUUGAAGUUUUCUCGGAAGAGUAAGGGGGAUGCAAAUAUAACUGGUUGGUCUAGCCCAUCGGUCUUUUCUGAAGGAGAGGAUGAUGCAGAAGAAUCAAAAGCUAUUAAUAAGAGAAAUGCUGAUAAUCUACUGCGAAAGGCUGCCCUUUAGGGAAAGAACUAUGGGCAACAAAAGAUGUCGUGUGAGGGCUAUGAAAAUCAUUUGGAUGCUUGUGAGCUUCCAUCUGCUCAAUCAGGCAUCAGCACAUUUGAUGGCUACAAAAUGCACAAGGGCAGUGUCUCAACUGCAGCCUCCACUAGUAAAGGACAAGGUCAUUCUACUCCGUUUCAGCAUUUAGGGGUAGCAAACCAAGUGAGAUGAAGCUUCGCUAAAACUAGGAUGAUUACAAAUAUCAAGGUUAUUGACAUAUGCUCGGUUGCAGUCUUAGGCUAACUAAGCUUUGCUGGAGGCCAAAAUGUCCUCUGCUUUUCUCUUAUCAUUUUUUUGGUGCAUUGUUUUGCAUGUCAGCCGCCAGGGAUCAUGUCUAUGCUUGGGUUUUGUGUUGGUGGGGUGUGCAUGUGUAUGCAGUACGUUGCAGUAUUAGGAUUUCCAUCCUGCUAAACAGAUUGUUCCAUGUUAACCAUUAUGUUGAGGACAUGAAACAAUGAUGAAUUAAUUGAUUUUAUUUGGUACGAGCA